This is a messenger RNA of Megachile rotundata (alfalfa leafcutting bee), 2790 nucleotides long. RefSeq lists its product as uncharacterized. Gene Ontology annotation, cellular component: cytoplasmic vesicle membrane. Lineage: Eukaryota; Metazoa; Arthropoda; Insecta; Hymenoptera; Megachilidae. The record is from RefSeq and is a predicted model, not a curated record.
AAAUGCAUCAGUAUGUACCACUCUUUUCUGUAUCGAGAUAACCUAACCCCUUCGUGACGGAAAAAUGUCACGUGUUUUUCUAGGAUAAGUCUCGUGUGAAAAUUUUCGAAAAGGGAUUAACGUGGAAUGUUAACGAGGCAUUGCGAGGAGCGCACUCGAAGCACUCGAGUGUACGCUCGGUUCCCAACAAUGAAGGAACUUCUUUGUUCGGGGGAAGACCGCGAACGUCUUCGCGGUUACCGCCAACUACGAUCCAUGACUACGACACAAAAGCCGACUGUAAUCUGUUAUCCUACUGUGACGAUCGAUUCGACGUUAUUGCGGUUACUCUGCACAAAAUCGAGCGCGACGUAGUCUGCCUUUACAUUGCAUUCUUCUCGCGAACGAGAAAGAUAAGGCGAGAGAAAUGUGUACCAGGCGCAACGAUCUCGUUCGUUUAUCGCCGCCGUAUCGUGGAAAUCGCGUUACGCGUUCGCGAGACACGUGAGAACGCGACUCGAUUCCGCGUGUUUUGAAGCGCUUCGAAGUAAACCCUCGCGCCGGUGACACCAUACGCAUACAAUAUGCAUAAGUCGUACUAGUUUGCGAACAGUCGCGUGCAUCGUCGGAUACAAUAAUCGCUCGCAACAACGACGGUGUCUUCUAGGCUGUGCAAUGGAGGGCAUGUCUGCUCUCCUCCAAAACAGUGCUGUUCCUUUGGCUGUUGUUACGGUGUAUUUCAACUUCACUCUGCCUCAGACAUGUUUAAUUUCCUAUUUUGGACUUACUGGUACUUAUGGGUAGCGGUACUUAUAGGAUUGGCUAUAGCGGCAGCAUGUGGUUGCUGGCUGUGGAAACGCCAUCGCUCUGUUAUGGUAGAAGACUGUACUUCUUCCGACAGAGCUUCCACGGCUCCAUGGUAUCCACCUCCUCAUUACAGCCGUUGUAGUUCCUUUGUUCAGGCUCUACCACCUCCUUACAGUGAGGUUACAGCCAAACCAGAUCUAUAUCCAUUAGUGAUUGGCUACGACGAAGGAUCUGGCAAAGGAACUUCAGGAUUUGUGAUGCGUUAUUUCAGAUCGCUCUCCCACGCGAGUACAUUAGACUCCUUAAGUUCAAGUUUUAUGUGUAGUAUGGUAAACGAAGCAAAUACCAUAAUUCCACCACCAUAUUCUUGUAAUAACAGCGUGGAUGAGCUAUCUGCGGUAGAAUGCGAAAGAAUGGAAAACAUGGAUGUUGGAUCUGUUGCGUCGUUGGCUAAUCAUAGGACUACAUCUGACAUAUCGAGUUUAGCUGCUCAAUCUCCGUGUUCGCCUCCAAGGGCAACUAGUCCAACAAUAGAGUUACGUGAACUUCUAGACAAGAUACAACAGCUACCGCAGUUACCUAGUGGACAUAGCACCGUUUUGCCUUGUUAUCAGAAUCGACCUCAAGUUUUGUCUACGUUGAACGCGAACGGCUCUACGCAACGGCCUUUAAGUCCAGGAGAUGUCGGCUCUUAUAAAGCCAGACGGACUCGUGGAAAGAUGUACAUGCCGUUAGGACUUCCAAGCUCAAAAAACAAAACGAAACGGUGGCUAUCGCGAUCGGCACCAACGACACCGUCAGGCACGAUACCAAUGUCGUUUUUACCCGGGCAAAGUAGACGACCUUCUGAAACGGGCAACAACCAUCAGCAAGUGGUUCCAUUACUUUCGGAACAAGACGAAACAGAGUGCAAUAACGUAGAUCAAAUAAAUGGCAUUCCGUUGUUGUCCGAACAGGAAGAAGAUCAGCAGCAAACAUGACAAAACGACUAAGUGUAUCUAACGAUUAAGUAUUAAGAAAUCUAUUCAGAUAUCGUCAUCCCAAGUAAUCUAUAUAUUUUUUAAUAUGGCUGGUGAACUCCUCGUCGCAGUUUUUAAGCGAAGAGUAACCAUGUAUAAAGUUUGACAAUUAAUUUCGUCCAAAAACGUUGCCAGCGCUCUUAGAAGAAAGACACGUUUCAAACUACGACCUAACUUCUUUUGUUACAUCAAUAGCCGAUGUCAUAGUAUCUGUUCUCUGUUCUAGCAGAUCUUUUAAAUUGAAUCUGAGACAGAAUAGGAUGAUAUAAUACUGUUUAAGUUUAUGAAAUAGCAUACAGUUACAGGCAGAUAAUACAAACACAAAAAACACGUACACGAAUUGUUACCAUGAUAGAUCUGUAGACAGUAUUUGAGCUCUGCUUGUCGAGAUCACGAUCCAAGAAUGCAAUUUUAUACAUCGAACGAUUUAAUUUUUGCCUAAACGGUAACUUUAAUGAAACGUAAAUCGUAAGAAAAAUGAAGUUCUUAGCUGUUGCAUCGAUGAGUUUUAGUCGUACACAGUAAUACAGUAUCCAUCCAAAAGCAGCCAGCCAGAAAGAAGUUAAGGACAAUAUACGGAGUAAAAGUAGCGCGAGUUUGAGUGUGAAUGAAACAUCGACUUAAAUCUAUCACGAAUCAACGUACAAUAUCAAUUUUGUUUAACGGUAGAGAAAACACGAUUCAUUGUGGAAAGAAACUUAUCGCGAGCACAACGAUUACAAAGUAUUGACAAUUUUAUUUAAAACGGUGCGAGAGAUACGUGACGAGGAAAUUGAUAUAGGCGCCGAACAGAUAGGAACAGAAACGACGAAUCUGCCGUUUAUAGGAUUUAACGAGCAUUUGUUACAACUAAUCACAGACUUUAUUCUUAAGAGCGUAAUAUGAAACCGUCAUUUCAAUUGUACCACUCAUUCACAUACACACCAUGUAUUAACAUGUAUUUUUUUAUAAAUCGGAUAAAAAAUAAAUCCAAGCUUUUAAGAGA